Molecule: messenger RNA, 1005 nt
Organism: Lodderomyces pseudojiufengensis
Lineage: Eukaryota; Fungi; Ascomycota; Pichiomycetes; Serinales; Debaryomycetaceae
Gene: CDC28
Product: cyclin-dependent serine/threonine-protein kinase
Exons: 1
Coding region: 1-1005 (334 amino acids)
Biological process (GO): regulation of gene expression; G1/S transition of mitotic cell cycle; signal transduction
Cellular component (GO): cytoplasm; cyclin-dependent protein kinase holoenzyme complex; nucleus
Molecular function (GO): ATP binding; cyclin-dependent protein serine/threonine kinase activity; cyclin binding
Source: RefSeq, a predicted model, not a curated record
AUGGUUGAAUUAUCCGAUUAUCAAAGACAAGAAAAAGUAGGAGAAGGAACAUAUGGAGUAGUAUAUAAAGCAUUAGACACCAAAAAUAAUAAUAGAAUAGUUGCUUUAAAAAAAAUAAGAUUAGAAUCUGAAGAUGAAGGAGUACCAUCAACUGCAAUUAGAGAAAUCUCAUUAUUAAAAGAAAUGAAAAAUGAUAAUAUAGUUAGACUUUAUGAUAUAAUUCAUAGUGAUUCUCAUAAAUUAUAUUUAGUAUUUGAAUUUUUAGAUCUUGAUUUAAAAAAAUAUAUGGAAUCAAUUCCUCAAGGUACAAAUAUUGGAUUAGAUCAACCAAUGAUUAAAAGAUUUAUGAAUCAACUUAUAAAAGGUAUAAAACAUUGUCAUUCUCAUAGGAUUUUACAUCGAGAUUUAAAACCACAAAAUUUAUUAAUUGAUAAAGAAGGGAAUUUAAAAUUAGCUGAUUUUGGAUUAGCAAGAGCUUUUGGAGUUCCUUUAAGAGCUUAUACUCAUGAAGUUGUAACAUUAUGGUAUCGAGCACCAGAAAUCUUGUUGGGUGGUAAACAAUAUUCAACAGGAGUAGAUAUGUGGUCAGUAGGAUGUAUAUUUGCAGAAAUGUGUAAUCGAAAACCUUUAUUUCCAGGAGAUUCAGAAAUUGAUGAAAUUUUUAGAAUUUUUAGAAUCUUAGGUACACCAAAUGAAAUAAUUUGGCCAGAUGUAAAUUAUUUACCUGAUUUUAAACAAGGUUUCCCACAAUGGAAAAAAAAAUCAUUAGCUGAAUUUGUUCCAAGUUUAGAUAAUAAUGGAAUAGAUUUAUUAGAAGAAAUGUUAGUAUAUGAUCCAAGUAAAAGAAUUAGUGCAAAAAGAGCUUUAAUUCAUCCUUAUUUUAAAGAAAAUAAUUUACUUGAUAAUAAUCUUAAUAAUCAAGGAAAUUUACAACAAUUGCAUAAUGUUAAUAAUUUACAUGGAUCAAAUGAAACUAUGAUUAAUCAAUCUAUCAUAAUGGGUUAA